AUGACAGCCACGACAAGCACACGCGCGCGCACCCUCCUCCUCAUCGCCAUAACACUCGCAUCCCAAACCGAAGCCUUACGCUCGACCGGACGCGGAAGACGGUUAGUCGGCGGGGCCAUCGCAGGGAUCGUCAUCGGCUGCAUCGUAGCCGUAAUAGUAGCCCUCAUCCUCCUCUGGCUCUGCUGCCGCCUCUUCCGCCGCCGUCGCUCGGGCCGCGUCGCUGUUGCGCCCGCUCCUGGGCCGCAGCCUGCGUUCGCUGCGCCACCUCCACAUGCGGGUCAUGCAGACUAUGCCGCGCCGCCUGGUCCGCCGCCCGCGACGUAUCAACAGGGCCAGCAACAGCAGCCGUUCGUUGGUGGGUUCAGGCCGGCUGGUGGGAAGACUACCGUAUAA
This is a messenger RNA of Peniophora sp. CBMAI 1063, 393 nucleotides long. NCBI's taxonomy places the organism in Eukaryota, Fungi, Basidiomycota, Agaricomycetes, Russulales, Peniophoraceae. The record is from the annotation of a GenBank genome assembly.